AUCACAAGCCGGUCGUGGCCAGGAUUUGUUUACAAAGAUGGAGGACAGCGAAAGUGCCACCACGUCUAUCGACGACCGCAGCGAAGCUUAUUCAGAGCCCUCGCCCAGAGACUACUUGACCGAAGGCCUGAUCGGUCUGCUGCAUCCGACCAUCGAACAGCUGGACGAGCGCGUCAAGUCUACGAGGGUCAGUCAACUCGAACUUCGACAACACAUCGACAGUUUAGCCGAAGACCUCCGCAGAGUGUCCGAGGAACAGGAGGUCCCAUAUGACUUGGACGGUUACGUCAAGAAGUUGCUGAAUGCCAAACGGAGAGUGGUGCUCGUCAAUAGUAUCCUCCAGAACACGCAGGAGAGGCUGAACAGAAUCAACCAAAGUAUCAGCCGUGAAAACGCCCGUCGCACCGCGCUCCUCGAGCCACAAACUGCGACAACCCAUGAAGGAGCCAUCUAACAGGGGACGGAAUAAACAUGAGUUAACCCGGAGCGUUACACGAGGAGCAGAAAUUUUCUGCUGCACAAAGCUGAAGUCUAUGUGGGUCGCAUCAUACCAAACAAGUCGUAGCAAAUUCGUCCCGACGGAGUUCAUUUUGCGGUUCAUACGUGUGGUUCUCCUUUAGCUUUUCGUGAUCAAUGUUACCUAGUGGAAGUUCAGACUUUCUUUGUUGAAGACCAAUAUUUUGCAAGUAUUGUAAAAAUCAUGCUUCCUGUGUUAUUUUUCUGUUUUCCCAAUCGUCAAUGCAGCUGGUGUUUGUGUGCAAACAAAGAUGACCUGUGUAAUAGUUUGCAGUGAAUAAAGUGUAUGGCAUAGUACAACA
Molecule: messenger RNA, 818 nt
Organism: Ixodes scapularis (black-legged tick)
Lineage: Eukaryota; Metazoa; Arthropoda; Arachnida; Ixodida; Ixodidae
Gene: Snapin
Product: SNARE-associated protein Snapin
Exons: 4
Coding region: 38-454 (138 amino acids)
Biological process (GO): endosome to lysosome transport; lysosome organization; synaptic vesicle exocytosis
Cellular component (GO): synaptic vesicle; BORC complex; BLOC-1 complex
Molecular function (GO): SNARE binding
Source: RefSeq, a predicted model, not a curated record